This is a messenger RNA of Strongylocentrotus purpuratus (purple sea urchin), 7867 nucleotides long. RefSeq names its product high mobility group protein B1. Bases 175 to 1398 code for a protein of 407 amino acids. The transcript is spliced from 9 exons. The record is from RefSeq and is a predicted model, not a curated record. Gene Ontology annotation, molecular function: DNA binding, bending. Lineage: Eukaryota; Metazoa; Echinodermata; Echinoidea; Camarodonta; Strongylocentrotidae. Gene Ontology annotation, biological process: regulation of transcription by RNA polymerase II.
AGACGCACAGUUCCAGCGGAAUGUUUUGUUGAAGCUUCACGAUCGCCGAGACCUGCUCAGCGUACCUGGAUUUAAAAGUGAACAUUUCGCUUUUCGGAGGAGGCUGAAAAGCACUCCAUUGCUAUAAGAACAUUUUGAUUGACUACAGAGGCUCAUAUUGCAGAUAUUUUCAAGAUGUCAAGCUUGCCAAUGGGUCACCAUGUAGGCAUACCGAAACCUCAACAGCAACAGAAUGACCUGGGUUAUGCACGGCAAUAUCAUGAUAGUAUGGUCGGGGAUCAUUACACUGCCUCACAACUUGGGGCUUACCAGAAUUAUCAACAUAGAUUAAUGUACAAUACGUUAACGGCCCAAGCCAAUCAGCCGUCUGUCCCCAGGACAAUGCAUGGAGGGAGAUCAGCUGAUGCACAAGUAUAUAGUAUCAGUGAAGCAGGAUGUGUUCCAACAAUGUCCAACCAGGGAGUAGAUGUGGUCUAUUCUAGAUAUGGACCAAGACCCACUCAAACAAACCCCCAGGCCGUGGCGAAGAACCUCAUGGUAUCAUCGCAAGAGUUUCUCCCUUUGUCAGGAACAGACCCCUCGGCGAUGUACUUCCCCAAAAAGAGAGGACGCAAGCCUCUGGCGGACAAGGGCAAGAAGAGGCGAAAGAGGAACAGGCCCGGAUCCCACGUGAAGAGAGCCAAAACAGCGUACUUCUUCUUUCUUGACGUUUUCCGCAAGAAUUAUGUGAAGGAUGGUGACCAGAUCCCAAGGGCAAGUGAGAUCACAAAGGCAUGUGGUAUGAAAUGGACCUCGAUGACGGUUACUGAGAAGGAACCAUACCAGGAGAAGGCAGGCGUCGACAGGAAAAGAUAUGAGGCUGAGAUCUCAGUGUACAGGAAGGUACGUGACCCCGACAAGCCAAAGAAGCCACCCACCGCAUACUUCUACUUUCUCACAGAUUUCCGCGAACAGAUGAAGGGGAAGACAAUAGAGAAGGGGCGACGUCUGACAGAGAUCUGCGGUGAGGAAUGGAACAAACUGACAGAUGAACAGAAGAAACCUUACCUGGAGAGGGUGGCCCUGGAAUACAAAACCUACCAAGGAAAAAUGGAAGAUUGGAGAAAGAAGAAGGGUCUGGUUGCAGCUACAAGUACCCCCAGAGCAGCUCCCCAGCCCCAGCCCCAGCCCGUAAUUGCCCCUCCACCACCAGUUGUUCAGCAUCAUGCCCCACCCACCAUGGUCCCUCAUAAUCCCCAGCCAAGCAUGAUGGCAGGGAUGGCCAUGGCACAGGCUGCCCAAGCAAGCUACAACGGUGAAUUGCAAGGCCCUUCCUCCCACCAACAGGUUCUCUAUGACGACGAAGGCGACGAGGAAGACGACGAGGAGUAUGAUGACGAUGGUGAUGAAUAUGAGUGAUCAUCCUGAAGUCAAAAUGCCAACAUCACCAAAAAGAAGAGGAGAUUGAGUAAAGGGGAAAAAAAAUGAAAUACCUCUUAUGAAGAGGAAAGCAAGAACUGUAUUAUAGCUUCAAUUUAACAUACACACACACAAAUACAAAACAUGCUGUGUUGGGGAAAAAAAGUUGUUGGUAAAAAAAAAAAUGAGAGAAAGCAAAGCUUAGCAGGCAACUGUUUAGUGCACUAGGCUGACUGAAGGUGGGCUGGUGCUGUAAAUAUGGUGUAAAAAAGCCUCCGUAAUAUGAGCGUAAUGUGUUGCAAUGACAAAUAUUUUCCUACCUUUGGAGUUACAGAUGUUUUGGAUUCUCCCAUUCUUUAAGCAGUCUCCUGUGAAGGUAUUCUCCAAAGUCUAUCUUUGGUGAAAAAUAAAAAAUAAAUUGCAAACAAAUCAAUACUACAGUUACGAGAAGGUAAAACUCAAAUGAAGCCAAUUUUGCAUUGGGUGCUUUCAUUGAACUCUUGUAAGUAUGUAUGAUACUGAUAUAAACUAAAUUGAAAUGUUUGUGACAGCAUUUGGUUGGUUGAUCCAACAAGUAUUUCUUGACUGUCAUGAUGCUUUUUUGAAAAGAAGUUCUUGCUCUCUUACUCUCUGUGUUAAGAGAUUUUAUCUUCAAAUCAAUGUUGAAGAACUAGAUACCUUCAAGACUUGUAUGCAAGAUAUCUGCAUAUUUUGAUGUACAGUAAUAAACUUUUUUUCCUCUCCAUAGAUGGAAAAUGAAUAUAUUUUUGUCUACUUCCAUAACAGGAGCAAAGAAAAUCAUGGAAGAGUUGCUAACCCUAAGAUAAUUGGAAACGAGAAUAUCAUGAGUGAAUAAUUGAGCUGUACAGAUCUUAAAAAUGGAAAGAUAAAUGUAAUGCGACAGCUGUGUGCGAAAAGUAGUAGUAGCUCUCUCAUUGGUUGGACAGAUGUGACCAGCUCCAUACAAAUGGAACAUAUUUCCUUUCUAAUGACUUGUUGAACACAACAUAUACACAAUCCCUGAGAAGGUACAUUCCAAAUUUUACAGACCGGUUAUUUCCUUUUUAAUUAUUUUUUUCUCCUCUUCAGAAAAAUUUUUCUGACAUUUUUCAAAGAUUCAAAGAUAAUGUUUACUUUGCCUGUACUCGCCAAUUUAUCCAACUCAUAUACAUUCAAUUUAGAAUUGACGACACGUGAAUCAGUCUAAGUUUGAAUUUGAACAUUCCCUUUGUAAUGAUAAUAACCAUUUUAUUAUUGCAAGACAAGUAUGUGAUGUAUAUUUCCAAUGUGAACAACUUAAACCAAUACUUACAUGCCAACAGUUAGGACAGCUUUUUUUCUUGAGGGGAAAAAAUUGACAGAGAACAAUGAAAUAUUAAUUACUUGCUACUUAAAUUUUUUUUAUCCCAUACUAUGCACAGGAAAUUGUCCAUUUGAUUGAAGCUGGUCACAGGUUUUCGUGAUAAAUUUAACACAUCUGCAUGCCUUGAUGUACAUCUAGCAUUUUAUUUGUAUGGUUAUUUCUUAUUUACAUGGUUAACUUUGUUUUCAUCCAUCAACUGUUAUCAUGAAAUGGCAUGUAAGUAAAAAAGUGUUUAGACUUAAAGCGACAUAUGAAGAAGAUCUAAAGAUGCCUGUAAAGAGAGAUUAGUAAAAAAAAAAAUAUCCAGUACGUCAGUGUACAUGUGUGUUACGUUGAGUGUGAAAGAGUACAGUCUUAGAUUGUAAGAGAAAAUCAAGAAUUACAGUGGCUAUGUCUUAGUCGUGGGCUUCAGAUAUUGAAUCAACAUAUAAAGAAACUAAAGGCGUCCAAAAAUGUGAGAACAGUAUUAGUAUUGUAUUCAAGUUUGAAUAACCAUUGCGUGGAGUAGUAUCUGCUAUUUGAAGUAACUAAUUUUUAUCACAUAUCUGGUUUUUCUUUAUCGUCCUGUAGUAUUUUAUCUUAUUUAAUUGAUUGAUAAUGAUGUCUCUGUACAGUGCCAAGUUGUUUCACUGUGAUCGCAAUUGUUCUUGAAUGCAUGCUUUUGAAGAGGUUUUUGUGUGUCUCCGUUUAGAUGAAGAUUUCCUUCGAUCUCAUCAAUUCUGAUGAUGAUCAUGUAGAAAAAGGUGCUAGUUUACAAUCGUCACUAGUUACAUUUAUUGUGGCUGUCUAACGUCUUCAUUUUUUUAAAACUCUACCUUGUGUAAACUUUAUAAUGAUCUUUAUUAUGAUCAGUUUGAUUGUGCCAACCCAUAUUAUUUUAUUCUUCAACUCAGCCAUGAGGCAGCUUUAUAGAAUUGCAUUCCUUUCUUAUUCUUUGUUCAUUUUUCCUCUUGCUUACUCUCUUGCUGUCUGUUGCCACAGUUGCACACUGCAUGCCUUAUUAUGCUUUUAACAGUUCAAAAAAAUAUAUCUAUUAGAGACAAGUCAUAGUGAUUAUUUUACAGUCUCGUUAAGGAGAUGUUUGCUAUCACCCACGCUACUCUUGGUAUUCAACUCCCAACUCCAGUAUCUCUGCAAUGUAACAUUGACCUUAUUUUAUUUUUCAUUAAUACGCUGCUUUUGCACUUAAGUUGCAGUUUAAAUGUUGAAUUAUUUCCCAUGAUCGUAAUGAAGGGUCAUUGUCUUUUAGUUUGACUGAGGUUUCUUUGGAGUAAUGCUUUCUUAUAUAGAUUCUACAACUCUUGCCAAAAUAUCAACUCUCACUAAAGGUAGGAUCAACUUCAAGAAUAGCAUGUAAUUUAUACCUUUUUUAAUUCAUUGCAAGUCAUGGCUCCACAUCUGUUGACAAACACAUAAAAGUUUCAAAAUUUGAUUUGGUUUUUUUUCCACAAAUACUUGAUUAAAAAUGACAAUCAAAUUUUUAGUAAAUCCAUUACUUUUGUGUUUUAAAAAACAGUUUUUUAUUCUUUAUUACGUUGCUGUAUAAACUUGAUACUUGUUUAGUGAUAAUAUUGCAAUAUGUAUUUUAGUCAUUCCAUUCCAUUAAUAAUAUCCAUGUCUAGUUCAAGUCUUGUUAAAAUUUUAGUAGUUUCUUUAAACUAUAUGUCUCCCCAUAGGUCUUUGAGAAUUGAAGUAUCUUCUGUUUUGCAAUCAGAAAAUGCUAAGGGAAUGUACAUGUAAUACGCCCAACAACCAACACCAUAGUUUGAAGCUAAGACUAUUCUUAUGCCAUUAAUUGUAGAUUAGUCGGUAGCUUGCAUAGUAAUGGUGAUCUUUCCUACAAGUAUACAGAUUGUGUUUAUGUUUAUUUAUCCCAGAAUGACAGCUCAUACUUAUUACAAGGUAUAACAAAAACGCCCAUUUUAUGUGGCUUUAUACCUCCAUUGAAAAUAAAAGCACCCUGCCUGUAUUUUCAAAUGAACCCUCCUGCAUAUAUUUUGAAAGUAAAAGUGUGUUCCAGUGCUACAUCUCUUGCAUUUUAGUUGUCUUAGGUGAUUAUAUGCACCCUUGCAUGCAUCCAGCUUUCCAAGCAAAUGUCAUUUCCUUUAUUGUUGUUGUUUUAUUUUCAUUCAAUCAUUUGAGUUAAGAAUGAAACGGAAGGAAUCUCCCGGUGUAAAGAGUGGGCCUCUGUAAGAAUAAAGAAUUGUUUGGGGAUUGUUCCAAGUAGUGAAGAGAAAGAUGACGAGAAAAAUUAAAUGACUAUUUGAUGAUCUUUGUAUGAAAUAUCAUGCACAAAAUUGUAAGCCUUUAUGGUAGCGUAACCAUGUAGAUACAACAUGACUACUUCUAGUUCUUCCAGUUAGAAAUAAUCUUUCAAGAGUAGUGUCCAUUUGGUUUAUAAUGUAUGUCACUUUUUUGAUGGCAUGUGACAAGAAAAUGUCCAACUUGAAAGGAUUUCUAUGGAAAAUAGAGUUGGCAACUUUCAUGAAAUUUAGAAAGAAGAUGUAUUGCAAAAUCAUCUUUUUUUGAGCUAGCUGCCAAAUGAUUCCUAUUCUCUUUACCGAUCCUGUAUUGUUAUGAAAGUAUUUGCCAAAUAAAGUAAGUUAUUGGCAUUUUUGUACUAUUUAUAAGAAAAAUAAUACAUUGACUGAUGUAUCCAGUCAAAUUGAAAUGUAAGGUAAUAACUUAUGUUUUCUUGUGUAUAAAGUAUGUCCAUGUUUGUUGUAUUCAUAAUGAGAGAAAUAAGUCCUUACUUGAUGAAGACCAACUUGUAUACAGCAUUUUUAGCCUGAAGUGCCAGACAUUAUAUUUACAAAGAUUGUCUGCCUUCUUUAAUAAUUUUUGAAAUAAACAACUUUUUUCAUGCAUUUUGAUCUGAAAAUACAACAUUUGUAAGACGUACAAAUAUUUUCAGAUGUUAAAAUGCACUUUUUCUAUUGUAGACAUUAAAGAUAAUGGCCUUUUCCUUGUAAUGAACCCUUAUGUUGUUUGCAUUCUCUUUAAAUGUUUUAAGCAGUUGUAUCAUUAUUUUUCCUGUCCACAUAAAUAAUUAGUUUAAGCCAGACACUGUGUUACACACACACAUUGCAUCCUCUCCCUUAUGUGUUUUUUUUCCUUUUCUAGAUUUUCCUUGACUGUAAUUUGUGUACAGCACAGGGUUCUCUGGUACCAAAACAAGUAAACAAGUUCAAUUUGAGUCUACCUAUUUGCUAUGUUGGCUGUUCAUUUGUAUAUGUAAGUGUAAUGAAAUUUAAGAACCAAACCCUGUAAUAUGGUAUGUUGCUGUAUGUAAUGCAGUGUAGUUUAUUUAUUUUUACAGUUCAUGCCAGGCACAUUGUAGCAAACAUGCAUUGUUGUUGUAUAAUCAUUUCCAUUCAAAAUCUGAUGAUGUAACUUUGUAGUCUAAAUGUAGCAGAUGUUAUUGCCUUAUUAUUUUAGAUUCUUUUGAUUUUAUUCUUGUAACCACUUCAGAAUACAACAUUAAUUGACUUAUUUAAAAUUAAAUUUGAAUCUAAUGCAUUUUCCCAUUUAUAUAGGAAGGGAACAAUCGACCUGUCAAAUUUGUACAUUUGGCUGCAAUUAUCUUCAGCUAAGAACAGCUUGUUGAAAAAUGUCAUCAUUGAAACCAGACUUACAUAGUCUUAAUUUAAAAUAGGACCCCAAAUUGCUACCUCCUCCCCUACAGAUACAAUAAUGCUGUAUCUUGGGUGGCGUGAAGCCUAGAUAUUUAACCAGUAUCCAAUCCGUUAUUUUGUCUGAGGGGAGCCAGACAGAAAGGCACUACACCCUUCUGGCUCUCAACAGGUGAUGUGUAUCUAUGUGCUUGGUGCCUCCCAAAGAACAACGUGGGAACAGACUCGCAUAUCCUAGGCUUUAAUACUUUAACGAAUCAGAGAAAAUGGGACUAAAAAGUAGUUGUGAGUCAGGUAGCAUUACUCCUAUGGCUGAAAGGGUUUAUUUUGUAGAAAGGCAUUACAAUACCCGUCUCGGUAGAGUGUCUUUCUUCCAAGUGGAAAUACAGGUAUUAAUUAUCAGAUUGCCUGGAAAUAUCAAGAAAUCGUCCAAAUCUUCCCAAGUCCUCACUUGUUCUACCUUGAAAAACAGUCCUUGGUAUCUACACAAGAUUUUGAAAUAGUAUUAUAUAUAAUAUCUGUCCCUUGUACAGAAAAAAAUAUGCACCAUGAACAUCAUGCACUAUUAGAUUUCGGCUCACCAAAUGUCUUUUGUUGAAAGACAUUCCAUGCAAAAAUAUCAAAAAAUGUAAUAUCUGUGUUUGUAAAAGCUGUAACUAAGAUGACAUCUUUUGUACAAAGUGAAAAUUUGUAAUUCUUGUAGUUAGUAAUCAUGAGGAAACUAAAUGUAGAGACCAGUAUUCUACAUCUGUUUAAAUGAAAUAAUCAAGAAAACAAAUUUUAAUUUAUGAAAAGAAGGGCGUUUUUUAAUGAACUUUCAUAUAUUAUAUUAUAGUCAAGGCAUUUCAAUCAUGAGGAUUCCCUGUAAUUUAUAGAAGAAAAAAUAAUUUUUCCUGCAACAACAAAUGAUGCAUUAUUAGUCUCUCCAAUCGUUCAAAUGUUGAAAUUAUGUAUUCAUGUAAAUCAAUUUCGAAUAUCAUAUAGUCUGUUGUCAUGUGAAUCUAAUAAUUUUGUAAAUGGCCAUUUGUAUCAUAUUUUUAAGGUCUGGUUAAAGUAAUGUCUUUCUCAGUACACCAGUGUUCAGUGAAAUUCACCACAGGUAUAAAAGAAAUACUAAAAAGUAUUUGCAUCCUUUAUAUUUCUUGUUUGAUCUGAUCUGAUUAUAACAGAAAUGAAUUCAACUCUCUACUCAUAAUUAUAAUUCAUUACAUAGUUUUGAUAUGUACUACCUUUGAUUCCAUUCAUUAAUAAGAAUAUAUUUGUUAUGAAUCUCAAUGGCCACAGUCCUAACAAAGUAUUUUGUUAAUAUCUGUUCAUUGUCGCAAUUGCUUGUCAAAUUUGUUAGUAGCUAAACUGUAGGUGUACGUAUUUGCCAUUUUUUUAAAACUUGAUGUUCUAUACCUACAUUUUUGUAGUAGAGUGCUUAUCAUUUGUACUUCCCAGUGAGAAUUUUUAAUAAAGAUGUCAAAAAUAA